AUGUCGACUCAACAGGAUCCCAACCCUUCCAAUGAAGGCAAGCACGAUGGCUUGUCCAAAUAUGUUAAGCGCAUGAAGAUGGCUUUGAGGAGGAGCUCGACUGUCCGGACCACCUCGCCCGUCAUGCAGAAAUCAAGAGAGCCCGAGCCAAGCCAAGCUCCCGCUCCUCAACGUAUCCCGCAGGCUCCUACCGUCAAAGCUACACCCGAUGCGACCGUUUUCACCAACUGGGGCGCCAUUCAAGAAGAGAAGGCACGGGCUCUAUUUGCGAAAUACGGAUUGACCCUUGAGCCUGGAGAAUGGAGGUCCCCUAGCGAUACGACCGUCCAGCGUGUUGUCAGACCUAUUCGGAUGCGAGUGCGCCGUACCUGCCAUCGCUGCCAGACCACCUUUGGCCCGAACAAAGUUUGCGUCAACUGCCAACACGUCCGCUGCAAGAGCUGCCCUCACCACCCCUCCACCAAGACCAACGACCACCGGGACGACACCCAAGCUGCACUCCAGGCCAUUGUCGCGCAGAAACUGCACAAAACUGUCCCUGUGCAGCAUAAACCCAAGCAACCUCCUCUCACGCUGCCCUCGCGCACCGGCGGCCAGGAUGUCAUCCACCACCCGACCCGACAACGAGUCCGCCGUACAUGUCAUCAGUGUAGCACUGUGUUCGCUCCGGAUGCUACGGAAUGCAGUACUUGCCAGCAUAUUCGGUGCACAAUGUGCCCUCGCGACCCACCUAAACUCGGCAAAUACCCGCAUGGCUAUCCUGGAGAUGUCGAUGCUCCCGCAGAACCUCCUGCACGGACGUGGAAGAAGGCGCGGCAGCGAGUACGCUAUACAUGCCACAAGUGUUCGACAUUGUACCGAUCGGGAGAGAGGAAUUGCUCCGGUUGCGGGCAAGAGAAGGGACCUGAAACAAUACGAGAUCCACCCCGCCGAGACAAACCGAAACCAGACCCCGAGAUUGUUCGACGGGUUGAAGAGCGAUUGGCAAAGCGCAAAUGGCAAGUCAGGCCUACACUGGCUGCCAAGCUGCGUCUGUUCACUUACGUGCUCGCACUCCCGACAAGAAUAGCAGUUCAGCAAGCUUUACCUUUGCAGCUCGAGUGCCACAAGGCACUGAAAUGCAACGAUGGUUGGCGGACCUAG
Aspergillus tubingensis is the source of this 1143-nucleotide messenger RNA. RefSeq lists its product as uncharacterized. The record is from RefSeq and is a predicted model, not a curated record. Bases 1 to 1143 code for a protein of 380 amino acids. NCBI's taxonomy places the organism in Eukaryota, Fungi, Ascomycota, Eurotiomycetes, Eurotiales, Aspergillaceae. The transcript has 5 exons.